GAGCGGAGCGGGGCGGGGCGGCGGGGGAGUCCUUCCCUCCCCCACCCCAGGAUGGAGGGCUGGUGCGGAGCUUGGUAUGUGCCAUGUCUAGCUUCACUUGAGACCCUCCAAGAAUUUUGUAGGAAGGAAAAUCUCACAUGUAAAUCCAUUGGAAUCACCAACAGGAGUCUAAAGACUUAUGAGGUGGAAUAUUUGUGUGACUACAAGGUAGAAGAGGGCACAGAAUACUAUCUUGUGAAAUGGAAAGGAUGGCCAGAAUCUUCAAAUACAUGGGAACCUCAGAAAAAUCUGAAAUGCCCAUUGCUUUUACAGAACUUUCUUAGUGACAAGAAUGAAUACUUGUCUCGGGUGAGAGAAGGCAAAGCACUGAAAGUGAGAAACCACGUUAAAGCUUUGAAUCCUGCAGUUGCAGAUUACAUUGUAAAGAAGGCUAGGCAAAGAAUAGCACUUGAGAGAUGGAAAGAAGAACUCAACAGGAAAAAGAAUCAUAAAGCAAUGAUCCUGGUAGAAAACACUGUGGAUCUCGAAGGCCCUCCUUUAGACUUCUACUACAUUAAUGAGUAUAAACCUGCUCCGGGAAUAAAUGUGAUAAAUGGAAUAACAACUGGCUGUGAAUGCACUGACUGCCCCGCUGAGAAGUGCUGUCCAAAGGAGGCUGGAUUUAUUUUGGCUUACAAUAAACGAAAGAAGUUGAAAAUCCAGCCUGGCUUGCCCAUCUAUGAAUGCAAUUCCUUUUGUAGGUGUGGGCCUGACUGCCCUAAUAGGAUAGUACAGAAAGGUACACCCUAUUCUCUUUGCAUCUUCAGAACUAACAAUGGCCGUGGCUGGGGAGUAAAAACCCUCCAGAAAAUUAAAACCAACAGUUUUGUGAUGGAGUAUGUUGGAGAGGUGAUUACAAGUGAGGAAGCGGAGAGACGAGGCCAGCUGUAUGACAACCAGGGAAAUACAUACUUGUUUGAUUUGGACUAUGACUCGGACGAAUUUACAGUAGAUGCAGCUCGCUAUGGAAAUGUGUCCCACUUUGUGAAUCACAGUUGUGACCCAAACCUUCAGGUCUUCAACGUGUUCAUUGAUAACCUCGACUUGCGUCUCCCUCGAAUAGCACUGUUUUCUACACGAACUAUCAAGGCUGGAGAAGAGUUAACGUUUGACUACCAGAUGAAAGGUUCAAUAGAUCUGACUUCAGACUCUGCUGAUGGUCUUAGCCCAUCCAAAAAGAGGAUCAGAACUGUGUGUAAAUGUGGAGCUGUGUGUUGUAGAGGAUAUCUCAACUGAGUUCGGGUAUCCAAAGUCACAAAUACUUUGUUCUUUUUACAAUGUGUUCUAAGAAGACUCUUCUUUCACACAUAUAUUCAAGUAUUCUUACAUCCAGUGUAAAUAAGUCCAGUGAAUGAAAGGCAUUAUGUUUGUAAUUGAAAUGGCAUUGGCCAAAAAGAGAUGCAGUGUUUCAGGCAAAUAGAAAACUGAUAAUGGGGAUUAAAAAUUGUCUUUUCUAGCACUGUUCUUUAGGAAGCAGGAACAUGUGUGCUGAGAAACCUCUUGAAAAUACACCUUGAUUGGAAUACUGGAGUGUGAGCUCACAGCUGUAGGCUGAUGGGGAGCUGAUGUCAGCAGAAGGAAGUGACGUUACUGUGAGAAAUCUGGAGACAUUUGACUUGAAUCCUAACUCAUAGCUGACAUUUGUUUUGCUGCUUUUGUUGUAUAAGGAAAAGCUUCAUGAGAUCAGCAAUAACAUUUAUGGUACUGAGAUGGAGGAUUAAGGGCAGCAGCCAUCAGGCUGUGUCUAAGUGAAGCUUCACAGGAGCACAAACUGUAAAGUGCCAUUGAACUCAGUGCAAGUCAGGCGGUUGGUCUGAGCAGAUUCCAGAUGUAAGAUGAAGGUCUUGAAUGUUUAGGUGACAUUCUGUUAUUUAGUAUUUUUACAUGUAGGCGUUUCUUCAAGUGCUACAUUCUGAUGUUUAGGUAGGAUGCUGUAGGAGCUCUGCAGCUCUACAGGGAGUUUGUGAGCACUGGACUAUGGGUAGUAACACAAGCUGGCUGUUAGCAGUCCUUGUUAAAUUGCUGGCUACAGUUUGGCAAUAAAUAACACAAUAGGGAGAGAAGCCCAUUGUCUGACAAAGCUGAUGUGCUCAGUUAUCCCUUAGGUGCACAAAUACCCUGGGAGUUGAUUUGUAUCCACAACUGGUUUUGAUUAAAUUUUUACAUACUGUGACUUUUUUUUAUCUAGUGACAGACUUCUAAGAUACUAGGCCUGUAUUUUCUUGUUGCAAAAAUGUUAACUUCAGUGAAGUUAGACUAGGGGUGAGUUUACCCAUUUGCUGUAGACAUUUGUAAGAUAUUCUUGAAUGUAAAGGCUGAGAAAUGUACUGUUCUUCAGCUAUGAGUUGUAUGGGUUUUUUUCCUGAUCAUCUUAAAGUUGUCUUGAUCAAUUCAUAAUGUAUGCAAAGUUUUGCUUGGCUUCGUGAACACAAAGAGCAGUUGAGGUAAGUUAUGAGGGGAGUUAAAGCCAGGGAUGAUCUAAGUGCUUUAUUCUCAUGGAUUAAAAGCUUGUCAGACUUGCACAUUGCUUACAAAUCAUGUUGAUAGGGUAAGGGAGAAUAACGUUGCUCCAUCAAUGGAUGCUAUGUAUCAUAGGUCAGCUCAUCACCUUUAUAAGGUGCAUGGCUGUUGGCUCAGGUGAAUGAAGUCUAGUACCCAGCAUAGAACUGUUUACUUCAUUUGUUAGAAAAUGCCUUAAAUGUCACGUUAGUUACUAGCACUCCAAAACAAAAAGUAUGUUGGUUGUUCACUAAGAAGCACAAUUGAUCCAGCUCUCUGGCAGACAGUGGAAUUUUAUACAUUACUGGCUAAAAUCAGCUUUGAUUGGGGUGAAGAGCGUGGGCCACUGAAGUGCUGUAUCAGCACUGUCUCAUAAAGAGAUGCGUGUUGAAAUAUAAACUUUAUCUGUUUAAUGACUAGGAGAAAUUUGGCUUAGAAAUGAGAAGGAUUUGAGGGUACCAGGCUCACCUGUAUCCACGCACCUGGAUCAGUGCUGAACACAGUCAGUUUUUAUCAUGCCACAUCCCUAACCAUUUCAUUUAAUAUAUAUAUAUAUAUAUAUAUAAAGUUUAAGUGAAAUGUGGAGCUUUAAUAUCAGCAAACUCGAGAUGAUCUUACAUCAUUUGGAGUUGUUACUGUUUUCUCUUGCAUGUAGCCCAGUGGAGCGACGCAUUCCACAUGGAUGGAAUCUGCAGUCUCCAGCUCCUUAAUCCACUGCUGUCUGCAGCCUUCCCUGUUGGAACAGGAUGGAGAUGAACUUCGUAGUAGUUGUACAUGAGUUCAGUGGCUGCCUUGUCCAAGGAAAGUGUGUUACCAUCAGCGCUGGAUUAUUGCUGCUGUUCCCUGAGGUUCUCUGUUACCUCUUGUGUGAUAAAUAAAGGCUCCUUAACUUAUAUCCAGGAGGUAACAGCAGUUUGUAUUUAUUUGGAGUAAGACCACAUAUCCAGUUUCCAGCUUAGAGCCUUGAACAGUAUUUUUUACUCAGAUGUUCCCAGAGCAUUCAGAUUGUGACCAGUGAAUGAGCUUAACAGGACACUGUGUCACUUUUAAAACUCCUCCUACUGUUGUUAGGAGCUUUGGGGGGAAAAAUUGCCAAAUUUGAAAAAAAGCAAAAGCUGUUUUCAGUUUUUUAAGGAGCUUAAACCAGCUGAGCUUGUCCUUGUUCUGCUUUGUGGUCUGCAAGCAUCAGCACGGCUGCCAGCUCAGGUGUGUAGAUGUACCUCUUGGAGGCUGGUCACCUGUGAGCUCACCUCUUACUGCUCUUCCGUUGGCUUUCAUUUUAAUUUUGGGUGGGGUUUUGGUAGCAAAUCUAAAGCUGCCAGAUCACCAUAAGAAACGCUCUUGUCUAUUUAAUCUCAAAAGUUAAGUCAAUCUUUUGGUUCUUUCUAAUGUAUGGUUUAGGACUCUGUGCAUUAGAAUAUGCAGUUUGUAAGCUCAGGAACAUUUUCUUUUCAGGAUGUGUAAUCUCUAGUAUUGCUAUCUUCCUCUAGGUUUUGAUAAAAUAAAUUAAAUUUAGUUUUU
Neopsephotus bourkii (Bourke's parrot) is the source of this 4059-nucleotide messenger RNA. RefSeq names its product SUV39H2 histone lysine methyltransferase (gene SUV39H2). NCBI's taxonomy places the organism in Eukaryota, Metazoa, Chordata, Aves, Psittaciformes, Psittacidae. Bases 52 to 1275 code for a protein of 407 amino acids. The record is from RefSeq and is a predicted model, not a curated record. Gene Ontology annotation, molecular function: zinc ion binding; histone H3K9 methyltransferase activity; protein binding. The transcript has 6 exons. Gene Ontology annotation, cellular component: nucleus.